Penicillium atrosanguineum is the source of this 1065-nucleotide messenger RNA. Its product is annotated as nitronate monooxygenase. Lineage: Eukaryota; Fungi; Ascomycota; Eurotiomycetes; Eurotiales; Aspergillaceae. Bases 1 to 1065 code for a protein of 354 amino acids. The record is from RefSeq and is a predicted model, not a curated record. The transcript has a single exon. Gene Ontology annotation, molecular function: nitronate monooxygenase activity.
AUGGCUCUGGCCGCUUCUUUCAAAAGAUACCUUCCUUGGACUCAGACACCUCUCAUCAUAAACGCCCCCAUGAGCGGCGUGGCCACCAGUGACCUCGCCGUAGCAGUCACUCGUGCUGGUGGUCUAGGACAAAUUGGAUUCAUGGAUAAUAUGCGUGCUUUAUCAAGCCAACUCGAAACUGUCCGCCAUGAGCUUCAAGAUCUUAUGGCGUCUCUUUCAGACCCACAACAAUUGCCAAUCGGCGUUGGGGUUAUAGUGUACGGCUCUCCGCUCGGAGAUUGGAUGCAACUAUUUGCUACUUAUAAGCCAGCCGUGGCCUGGCUUUCAUUUGCCAGUACGGAGGAUCUGCGGGUAUGGACGGAAGCAAUCCGCUAUUCUUCACCAGCCACCAAAGUGUGGAUUCAACUGGGAUGUGUGCGAGAUGCCUUGGAUGUAGCCAAGGCGUGUCAUCCAGAUGCCAUGGUUCUGCAAGGAAGCGAUGCUGGUGGACACGGUCUGGCAAAGGGUGCCAGCAUCAUAUCUCUCAUCCCCGAAGUCGCGGAUGCACUCGAAGAACUCGAAAUCAAAGAUAUUCCUCUGAUUGCAGCUGGUGGCAUUGUAGAUGGAAGGGGGUCCGCCGCGGCGCUUGCACUUGGAGCUUCCGGUGUAGUCAUGGGCACACGUUUUCUCGCCGCUACAGAAGCGAGGAUCCCUAACGUCUAUCGUGAUGCGAUUCUUCAAGCCUCUGAUGGAGGAGAGGCUACCGCAAGAUCUCGCAUCUUUGAUGAGAUAUGGGGACCCAAUUUCUGGCCACAGAAAUAUGACGGUCGCUGUCUUCGAAACAAAUUCUACGAUCAACACAUGGCAGGAGUCCCUAUCAACAACAUUAGAAGCUGGUUAUCUUCUGUUAUGAAUAGCGAGGAGGAGAAAGGGGAGGCCAAGGAACUGAUGGGGCAGGAUAUGGGGAGUAUAUGGGCCGGAACCGGUGUUGGAUUGAUUAAGCGACUUGGAAACGCGGGAGAUUUUGUACGAGAAGUAAGGGAGGACACCGGGAAGCGUUUGACCCGGGCUACCUUGUCCCUGUAA